AUGGUUUUGCCCGUCCUAUGUUUCUCCCACGGAGCAAGUCUCACUUCCUGUCAGGAAAUGAUUCCUCGACACAUCCGUGCUCAUCCCCUGGACCCGAAGCACAGCUUCAUCACCUUACAAACCUCAUCAUCCUCAUACCUGCCUGGGCAGCUAAUGACAGUGACUGUACGAAGCUCCAGAGACUUCAUGGGUUUCCUGCUUCAGGCUCAGAGACUCGGUCCACUUCUGGUGGGUGGCUCCUGGAUUCGAUCUCCACCAGGUACCCACACCUUACGCUGCCUGUUUGAAGGUGACACGGUCACACACUCGGACAAACAGCUAAAGAGGAACCUGUCGUUUGUGUGGAGAGCUCCUGACAUGCCAAAGGGAGACAUACGCUUCCACAUAACUGUGGUACAAUCCUACUUCGUGUACUGGACUGGUAUUGAGUCUGCAGUGGUGCGUGAUCGGAGACCCAGUGCUUGGAGACGCAGUAAAACCAAAAUGGCGGAUGGAGCAAGCACAACUGUUGCUGUGCAAGAGACUGUUACUGCCCAGACAGAACAAACCUCAAACAACCCCAAUUAUUCUGUACCAGCAUCACCUUCCCCAAUAUCCAUACCUCACCAUUUAACCUCUACUAAAUACCAAACUACCACUCCACCAACCUUCUCUACCCCUUUCACCAUUUUUUCCUUCAGUGCCUCCAACUAUCCAACAAUGCCCUCUUCCCCUACUUCAACGUCCUCAACUUCUAAAUCCUCGACUUUCUCUUCUUCUACUCCCUCUUUCUCAGUUACCUCACCAUCUUUAAGAGUGAGUUCCUCAUCUUUUAUUUCACCCAUCACCUCCCUUAAAUCAGAACCAACAUCCGCACCUCAUAAAAUCACUCUAGAUCAGAAGUUGGUAACCCAAACCCACCAUGCACCAAACUCUGAGACUAGAUUCACCUCUCCGGCACACAGAAAGUUUGUCCAUCCAAACCCCAAACCUUAUCCCAACCUCAGACCAAAUCAUGACCAAGAGAUCAAACCAAACAUUCAAAACACGGAUACCAAACCAAAGCAUCCCUCAGAUCCCGCUGACGCUCCGGACAAAGAAGGAAAGUAUCCGGACAUUGUUCCCAGACACAGCGCCUGGGAGCUGGGCAUGCUGCUGGGCUGCUCAGCCGGGUUGGGCAUGGUGCUGGUGGUCGGGCUGAGGUACGUCUACCGGCAGGCCUGCGGCAGGCGGACUGAGGUGACGCUGAACGGCCGCGAGCGAGAGUACGGGAGAGGGGACCAAGGGCUGGUUCACCUCCAGGAGUGUGGUGAUUUGGUGAGAGUUAGAAAAAUCAGAGAGAACAGCUUUGUGCUUCUGGCGGAGUACGAUAUUCUGGCUUCACCUUCAAACUGAGAGGCUCAUAAAGACCGAUUUUAAACAUCCAGAAGAGGACAAGGCCCACCAAAAAAAAGAAAAAAAAACUUCACAAAAUUCAUAUUCUGUCAUAUUUUUUUCAUACAAAAAAGUCAAAAAUUUUGAGAUCUCUGUCAGAAUUCAAAGGAAAAAUAAUGUAAGAAUUCUGAGAAGAAAAAAAAAAUUCUGGGAUUAAAGUCACUUGAGAAGAUUCUUUUUCGUGGCCAUAAUCCUCUUCCAUAGGGAA
Messenger RNA from Poeciliopsis prolifica (blackstripe livebearer), 1621 nucleotides. Its product is annotated as reelin domain-containing protein 1-like. The transcript is spliced from 5 exons. The record is from RefSeq and is a predicted model, not a curated record. NCBI's taxonomy places the organism in Eukaryota, Metazoa, Chordata, Actinopteri, Cyprinodontiformes, Poeciliidae. Bases 1 to 1374 code for a protein of 457 amino acids. Gene Ontology annotation, molecular function: oxidoreductase activity, acting on metal ions.